This is a messenger RNA of Diuraphis noxia (Russian wheat aphid), 893 nucleotides long. RefSeq names its product serine/threonine-protein kinase meng-po. The record is from RefSeq and is a predicted model, not a curated record. Gene Ontology annotation, biological process: protein phosphorylation. Lineage: Eukaryota; Metazoa; Arthropoda; Insecta; Hemiptera; Aphididae. Gene Ontology annotation, molecular function: protein serine/threonine kinase activity; ATP binding.
AAUUAUAUUUGACGUUCGCAGUACUUCAAUUUUGUAUUAAUUUUAGUAUUACAAACUGUUUAAUAUGUGAAAUUAUAUGAACCAUGUCACAAAGUCAAUUUAAGUUUGAACGUAAAUCUGGUGGUGUGUCAAGAAAAUUAAAACAAGCAGGAAACGUAUCUAAAAUCCGAGAAUUUGAAUUGGAAAAGAUAGAUUUGGUGGAGACGUUUGAUAUUGUGCAAAUAGUCGGUGAAGGAUGGUUCGGGAAAAUAUUACUGGUCGAACACCGGGGCACGGAUAACGAGAUGGUGCUCAAAUCGUUGCCUAAAAAUUACACAGCCGUUAAGGAUUUUUAUCGAGAAUUCCAUUUCAGUUAUCACUUGAGCGCACACCGUAACAUCGUAUCCACGUUUGACGUGGCUUUCCAGACGGCCAGUUUUUACGUGUUCGCUCAAGAGUACGCGCCGUUGGGCGACCUCACAUCCAACAUAUCUGACACCGGGAUUGGAGAGUUGCACAGUAAAAGCGUCGCAAAGCAGGUAGUUAUUGUCAAUUGCAUCGAUCUUUCAGAUGAUAUAGAUGAGCUGAGUCCAUCUUUAUACAGCUAUCAAACAGACCAGGAAGAGAAUAAGAAAUUUCUGUUGGCAUUCUCCAAUUGUGGAAUUGAAACUGCUGUUGUUGAUAGAGCUGCAAAAAAGGAACGUAUCAAACAGUGGAUCCAAUCUAGUGUCAUCGAAGAAGAAGACGAAGAGGAUUCUAGUGAAGGAACCACUAAAUUAAGUUUAUCACGUAAGGGUAGCAACGACACUGAAGAAAACGAAUUAUACGCAUUGACCAAACGUGAAGGUUAAAUUUUUAUUGCAGGGGUUCCUAUUCAAAGGUUAAAUAUAUAUAUGAGACUGUAAAAAAUGUUG